GACUGUGAAGUUUGGUUCAGGCUGUGUGUAGGUUAAAUCACGUUAAAUUUGGCUAAUUUUGGUUUAUUUUGUUAUAGGAAUAGAAAUGACUUUAAGAACUUGGGUAUUAAUAUAUCUAACACAAUUAUAAGUCAAAAUCUAAGAAAUUUACCUUUAUUUAUCGCGAUAUAAAUAAGCGAAUAUAGAAUUAUUCUUUGAUAUAAUGGUGUUUGUUGUUUUGUAAAUUUUGGUGUUUUCUUUAUAUGAACUGACGCUUUUGGAGAUUUUGCCGAAAAAUGGAGUUAUCAGAUGACUGUGAUGUAGAUAUAACUACGUUCAUAAAUCCCCAUUUAUUCUGGGUGGUAGUUAAAAACAAAGUAAGGAAAAAGAUGUUAGCCAAUUUGGAUAUUCAAAUUCAACUGUCCCUCACAGAAAUUAAAAAUUGUUCUGGUUUGGAUAUCGGACAGAUGGUGGUUGCUGUGAUAGAUGGUUUUUCCUAUAGAGCUGUUAUUGAACACAUAGAUGAAAAUGAUAAGCCUUCAUAUCUUGUAUGGCUUAUUGACUAUGGAACAAUGAAGGAAAUUGAAAAAGUUUAUGAGAUACCUGCAUCUUUAAGCAAAUUGCAGCACUUGUCUUUUCAGGCUAGUUUAAACAAUGCAGUGUGCAUGGAAGAGUUUCUGGAUUAUAAUGCAGUAGGUGAGGUUUACAAUGUUAAGAAACCAGUAAAGAAUCCGACAACACUUGUCAUCAAAGAAGCUCUUAAAAUUCUAUCUGAAGGUCAUAAUUUUAAAUUUAAACUGGAAGAUAAGCAAAAUGGUGUAGCCUUAGGAGAUAUUAUUGUUAAAGAUAAACUUAACAAAGAGGCAUCACUUAGAGACAGUUUGAGUAAUGAACCUCUGAGAGUACAAUACAGCAACAAACAUAAUGUGACUGAUCCAAAUGAGAAAAGCGAUGCUGUAAACAAAUUGCAAGAGUCUUCUGAUGCCUUAGAUUAUCAGAAUGUUUCAAAUGAAAGUACUGAUAACCCUGAUUGUAAAGAAAAUUCAUCAUCUUUUUUGCCUAAAAAUAAUAUUAGAGGUAAAUUUUCCCAAUAUAUUUAUGUAGUAUGUUUAGUAGAUAUUGAAUAA
Molecule: messenger RNA, 1106 nt
Organism: Diabrotica balteata
Lineage: Eukaryota; Metazoa; Arthropoda; Insecta; Coleoptera; Chrysomelidae
Source: the annotation of a GenBank genome assembly